Messenger RNA from Fukomys damarensis (Damara mole-rat), 3384 nucleotides. Its product is annotated as lysine-specific demethylase 5B-like. The record is from RefSeq and is a predicted model, not a curated record. Gene Ontology annotation, cellular component: nucleus. The transcript has 3 exons. NCBI's taxonomy places the organism in Eukaryota, Metazoa, Chordata, Mammalia, Rodentia, Bathyergidae. Bases 196 to 543 code for a protein of 115 amino acids. Gene Ontology annotation, biological process: regulation of gene expression.
ACCGUGGUUCAAGUGAAACUGUAUCCUGUAGGACCAGGAGGGGUGGUCGUAGCGUUUAGGACACCAUUCAGUGUGCCCUGCAAGAGUGACUGCUGCCGGGGAAAGCGAGAUGGAAUCAACAGUCUUGAGAGGAAACUGAAGAGACGCCUGGACAGAGAAGGCCUCUCCCAUGAGCGGUGGGGUCGAGUGAAGAAAAUGCGGACCCCCAAAAAGAAGAAAAUAAAACUGAGCCACCCCAAGGACAUAAAUAAUUUCAAAUUAGAGAGGGAGCGUAGCUAUGAGUUAGUCCGCUCUGCUGAAACUCAUUCCCUGCCCUCAGACACAUCCUUUUCCGAGCAGGAGGACUCUGAGGAUGAAGAUGCCAUCUGUCCAGCUGCGAGCUGCCUGCAGCCAGAAGGAGAUGAGGUGGACUGGGUCCAGUGUGAUGGCAGCUGCAAUCAGUGGUUUCAUCAGGUCUGUGUUGGUGUUUCUCCAGAGAUGGCAGAGAAAGAAGACUACAUCUGUGUGCGCUGUACUGGGAAGGACACACCGAGCCGAAAGUAGACACAAAACAAACACCCCCACUUAAUGUAAUUCAAGACUCCAACCAGGAUGAUUUUCUCAAAUCUCAGCAAAGCUACAGGACUGGAAUUGAAGCCAGCCUGUACACGGUGCUAUUUCUAUUCCUUAUGGGAUCAUUUUUCCAGAACUCUUUGAAAAAAAGAAAAAACAACAAAAAAAAUUUUGACACUUUUUGUAUUUUUUUCUUUAAGAGCUGUUUGUGGUUAUUGAGGUUUGAAAUGCUGACUGUUUUUUGCAGGGGUUUCCACCAAUUUGGAAGGCAUUGAAGCUCGCACCUUUUCAUGUACAGCAUUAAAAUUGUACCUCUGUCUGGGAUUUUACCGGCAUAAGAGUCCAACUCAGUUUCAAUGCCCAGAAGGGGCACCAGAAGUUCCAGUAAAUCCUCAAUUGAGGAAUCUUUCUCUUGUUUACCCUGUUGUUACCAUAUUGGGGAAUUUUAGGUUUUUCACUUUUGGGGUUUUGGUUUGUUUAUCUACUUUUCUUUUUUUCUGGUAGACCAGGUUUAUUUAUCUGAGCAAUAACUUCUAUGUUGGUUUCAGUGGCUGGAAUUAAAACAAAACAAACUUCUGAACAGUGUGUUGGUGCUUUAGCAAUUGGUUGAUGUACAGAACGCAAAUGUCUAGUUUCUAGUGUCACUGAUGAACUAGUGAUGUAGAAAAGAGGCUGCUCUGUAAGUAACUGCCACAGCUGUAUUUUGGCUUCCUCCCUGCCCAUUCCUUCCUCCCCUCUUUUUUGGUAGCUUGUAUCAAAUGUUGCAGUUUAUAUUGUGGAAUAAAUCCUUGGUCCUAAUAUAACACUAAAUGCUGGUUAUUUAGAGCCAUUAGAUCAUAGCUUCUUCUGCCCCCACCAUGUGUGCUUCCGAAUCCAGAAGGGCUGCUUGCCUUGGCUUCUGUCCACCCAAGCCACAAUAGCAGUGACCGUCAGCCUGCACACAGCACAAGGGGAGUCUUGUUUUGUAGCCUGCCCUUUUUGGUGGGCCAUAUGACUCUAGGCCCUACUAGUAAAGUACCUCUUGGUUUUCAAAGACCAUAACCUGCCCCUAAAACGAUUCUCUUCUUCAAUAGAUUCUUUCAGAAGGUUGGUGAAUCAGACCUCCUUGUGGAAGUGACAUCUUUACCAUAUUUCACUUGACAGGGAAAGUUGGUUUAGGGUCAAGAGGUUGGAAGGAAAUCAAAGGAAAAUUCAUCUUCAUGGCGGGUCAGGUUUAGCAUAUGGGUCGAGGGAAAACUUGAACAGCCAACCUCUGCUUUUUCCAGUCUCCUUUCCUGUCUUCCUCUAACUCUCUGGAUCACACUGGUUGUGGAUAGCUCCUAGCCAUUUUUCUUCCUUUCCUUUUUAAGGGGGUCUGUUCUGCAGUGGACAGGGCAUCCUGGUGGACAGAACACUCUUUUCUGUUGCUGAUGUUCGUUUUCCUCACAUUUGAUAGCCAUAAACCCGAAGGUGGGUAGAACAAGUGGGUCUUUAAUAAAAUAAAGCACCACCAACAAAAAGCAGUUUGCGCUGUAGCAGAGAUUCAAAUGUACUAUCCCCUUUUAUGCAAUUCAAAUAAUUAAAUCUCUUUUUAAGAAUGACUCCUAGUCGUCUGCAGUUUUCCAGCAGUUGUUGUGAUGUCUUGUCCUCGUCUGAUUGAGGUUCUGGGGCCUGCAGGAAAGAAUAGCGUCCAGUGCACAAUCAGAAAUAAUAGUAUUUUGGUCUUUUUGUAUCCAAAUUCGUUCCCCAUCCCCUAAGAGGAGAACAGUAUACUGACUGUCUCUGUUCUCAUCUUCCCCUGAGAAAAGAGGCCUCUAAGGGGACACUUCUGAGGCUAGAGUUAUGGCUCAGUAGUGGAGCUUCUGCCUAACAUGUUCAGGGCCCUAGCUUCCAUUCCUGACACUGCAAGAAUGGCAGGAGGCGCUGCUGCUGAAAUGAAGCCUUUGCCCUUAGAGCUCUCACUUGUCAAGUAUAAACCCAUGCCCCGCCCAUUCUUCUGUACCUGUAGGUUGUGCUGGAUCCCGGACAGUAGCAGCCUUGAUGAGGCAGCGUCUCUGUAUCUCUGAGUGAGGGUGAGAGGCAGGCAGAUGUGUAUUUGAUCAAUCCCCACCUAGGUGAGAACCACACGUGCUGUUGCUGAAGUGUCAUUGCCCAAGAUUACACUGCUAGUAAAUCAGAAAGCCUGGGUUUUCUUUUCAGUUCUAGUGUGUGUCCUACCUUGUAUAUGGUGAAACACUGCAAAUGGACGCCAAGGUAUAUCUGCUAUCCUAUUUCCAUGACUGCAGACCUAUGUGAUCUAAAAACCAUGUUUCUCUGUGUGUUAGCUGUGAAGCUGGCCAGGAAGGAAGGAGGGAGAAACACAGGAAUUGUCACUUGAGUUUCCCUCCACAGCUCCCAGAGUGGGGACACGAGGACCCCAGGAUGUAGAUAUGAGCCUGAGGGCCAGCAGGUGACCAGCGAGUCUGGGGAACUGAACCCCACAGUGGUUUAGAGGAGUGGAUUCCCCACUCAGCACAGGGAUGAGUGGUGGUGCUUCUACAACAGGUCCUGGGGAGUGGAUUUAGCUUGUAUGAGCCUUUGUCCUGGAGAAAGAUUGUGUAAUUUGAACUGACUAUAAAGAGAGGUUGACUAAUUUGUGCGUGUAUGUGUGUGUGUGGUGGCGGUGGCUGUUAGGAUCAAGCCGACAGCCUUGCUUAUGCUGAGCAAGCACUGUACCACUGAGCUACAUCCUCAGCCCCAAAUUCAUUGCAGUCUUCCUGGAGGUGGGGCUUAGUUUUCUAUCUCAAGAUUAACCUAAAGCAGGGCCAGACAUUUAGCUCAGUGGUUCCACUGCCUGCAUUGCAAGCACAAGGA